Messenger RNA from Tupaia belangeri chinensis (Chinese tree shrew), 1671 nucleotides. It is a transcript of the gene SPZ1, whose product is annotated as spermatogenic leucine zipper 1. The coding region runs from base 234 to 1367 and encodes 377 amino acids. Gene Ontology annotation, cellular component: nucleus. Gene Ontology annotation, molecular function: DNA-binding transcription factor activity. Lineage: Eukaryota; Metazoa; Chordata; Mammalia; Scandentia; Tupaiidae. The record is from RefSeq and is a predicted model, not a curated record. The transcript is spliced from 2 exons.
CCAGAAGCCUGGAGGAGAGAUGGAGCCCCAGCUCCUGGCCCCCCUCCCUCCCCUCCUUCCCCCCCAGGCUGUCUGAAAUGUCACCUUCCACCUAACCAUCAUCUUCCCCAGUUGUGGGUGUUAACUCUGGUCUCUGACUUCUGCUUGGCUCCACAUUCUCCACCCAUUUGCACAGAGGACUGUCACCUGUCCUUCCUAGACUCUCUAAGGCUUUCUGCUUUCCUCGUGUCCUGAUGGCCCACUCAGCUGAGAUGCCCACCCUCUUCAAAAUCCCGAACCCUACUCCUGAUCUUCACCAAGAGUCUUUGGACCCUCGGGUUAUCAUUGCCUUAUUCGACAUUGGAUCACUCCCCUCCUUUUCCUGGGGCUCUACACCUUCCCUAAAUAAUAGUAGUCAUCAAGUAAAAGAACAACAGACUGCACAGAAGUUUGAAAAUCUCUUAAGAGAAGUUAAAGAUAUUAUUAAAAACGUGGCAAGUUUGGAAGAGAAUAUCACGGAAGCAAAAGAACUUUUUGAGAUAACCAGUAUUUCCCAGGAUGUGUCUGAACUUAAAGAAAAAAUCAGAGGACUUGACAAAACAAACAACAUGCUCAUGGAAAACCUGUUUAUUAGUUUAGAACCAGAGAAAGAACAGAAUGCAAAGAAACUGGAGAUGCUACUGAUAAACCAGAAAUCUGCAAACACAGUACACGUUCCUCAACAGAAUCUGGCAAAUCAUUUCGAAAAAAUAGCUCUUGACAAAACUCAACUAAGUAAAGAGAAAGCAAAGUUCCUUUAUGUGCCAGGAGGACAUAUUAAACUUAGGAACAACAUGGAGCAGUUACUACAGGAAGCGGAACACUGGAGUAAGCAGCAUCUUGAGCUCAGUGAACUGAUCAAGUCCUAUCAGAAAUCUCAGAAGGACAUAAGAGACACUCUUGGAAACAGCGCAGUCUAUUCGCAAGUCCAGCCAAACAGCGACCUGUCAGCUAAGCCUGAGUUGGAGGAACAAGUGAAGAAGUUGCACGAGGACACUCAUUCACUGCAUUUGAUGGCCGCGUUGCUGGCAAACGAAUGCCAGAUUUUACAGCAGAGAGUAGAGAUUCUCAGAGAACUUCACCAUCAGGAAGAGAGAAGCCUGCGAGAGGAGCCAUUUCAGAUAAGCCACGUCCAGUACAAGAACCAUCCGCAGCCAACAGAAGCAGAGAAAGUAGAAACUGACGAACAGAACAUGAAAGAAAUGGAGGGUACAUUUCAGAGAAAAGACAGAUUCUAUCGAAGCCUGGAUGUUUGUCAUAAUAAGAAAGCCCGUAAUAACCGGUUCAAUGCUCGCAUUGCAAGAAGAGCUCUUCUAGGGAGAAAGAGGCCAGCCAGCAGCCUAAGAUAGGAAAUACCAAAAGUCAAAGAAAAGGUAACUCCCAAAACAUUUCACCUCGUACGCCCAACUUCAGGCAUUACCAAUCACUAGCCCUAGCUCUGCUCACUCAACCAAGAAAGAUCACGCUUAUGUUCUCCAUUAUCUCGUAGUUACGUAAGUUUCGUCUUUCACGACUGUUGUGUCAGCAUCAGCUGACAACUUUACAAUCUACUCCUGUUUUGUAGCUAUUAGAGAUCCUGCCACAUGUUAACCAAGAGUGAGAAGUUGCAGGUCCAUUUAAGUAAAAACACAAAUAAAAACCAGAAUAUGAAGA